Eremothecium gossypii ATCC 10895 is the source of this 1413-nucleotide messenger RNA. RefSeq names its product ammonium permease MEP2 (gene MEP2). The record is from RefSeq and is marked provisional. NCBI's taxonomy places the organism in Eukaryota, Fungi, Ascomycota, Saccharomycetes, Saccharomycetales, Saccharomycetaceae. Gene Ontology annotation, molecular function: ammonium channel activity. Gene Ontology annotation, biological process: ammonium transmembrane transport. The transcript has a single exon. Gene Ontology annotation, cellular component: plasma membrane. The coding region runs from base 1 to 1413 and encodes 470 amino acids.
AUGCCGGGCAAUCAAGUCGGCACAGAUGGGGCAGGUGCGGUGGACGUGGCGGCGCUGGCGAACGCGGCGUGGGUGGGAGCGAGCUCGGUGCUGAUCUGGAUGAUGGUGCCCGGCGCGGGGCUGCUGUACGCGGGGCUGUCGCGGCGGCGGCACGCGCUGGCGAUGCUGUGGGCGUCGAUCAUGGCGGUGACGGUGGUGUCGCUGCAGUGGUUCGCGUGGGGCUACACGCUGGCGUUCGCGCCCGCGACGCGGGGGAACGGGUUCCUGGGGACGCUGCACUACGCGGGGAUGUACCACGUGCUGGACGCCGCGCCGAAGCGCGCGCUGCCGACGGCGGCAGACGUGCUCUUCCAGGGCAUGUUCGCGAUGGUGGCAGGGACGCUAAUGAUCGGCGGCUCCGGCGGCCACGCGCGGCUGCUGCCGAUGCUGGUUUUCCUGUUCUGGUGGGUUACGCUCGUGUACUGCCCCGUCGCCUGCUGGACGUGGAACGCGGACGGGUGGCUGGCGCGCAUGGGGGUGCUGGACUACGCCGGGGGCGGGCCCGUGCAUCUCACCUCGGGACACGCCGCGCUGGUGUACGCGCUGAUCCUGGACAGCCGGAGGGGCCGCCGCGCGCGGCGGCCGCGGAAGUUCCGCCCGCACUCCGUGACCAUGGUGGUGCUGGGUACGGUGUUCAUGUGGUUCGGGUGGUUUGGCUUCAACGGCGGCACUGCCGGCAGCCCGACCGCGCUGGCCUUUUACGGGUGCGUGUCGAGCAACCUUGCUGCAGGGUGCGGGGCGAUCGUGUGGCUCUUUCUGGACUACUUUCGCUACGGCAAGAAGUGGACCGUUGUUGGGCUGUGCUCUGGAGCGAUCAGCGGGCUGGUCGCCAUCACGCCGGCGGCGGGAUACGUUCCCGCGUGGGCGUCUGUGGCAAUUGGAGCGUUUGCGGGCUUCAGCUGCAACUUCGCGGUGGCCAUAAAGAUUGUACUCGGCAUUGAUGACGGCCUCGAUGUGUACGCCAUCCACGGCGUGGGCGGGGCUGUCGGCUCCGCCAUGACAGGUCUCUUUGCCUGCAAGUACGUCAAUGCGUCGGGUGCGCCGUACGUCCGGCCCAUCGAGGGAGGCUGGUUGGAGCGCAACUGGGCCCAGCUGGGCUACCAAGUGGUGGCAAUCCUCAGCAUCUCCGCGUGGUCGGCCAUUGUCACUGCCCUCCUGCUGCUAUUAUUGGACCGCAUCCCGUACCUGCGGCUGCGUCCUGCUGCGGACGAGCAGGAAGACGUGGAUAUCCACGGCAUCAACCUGUUCGACAACGACGUCCACGACCGCGUGGCCGAAAAGAUUGGAGUCACCUCUCAUGCGGCCUCCACUUCGCGGGAUCAGGAAGCCGCUAAGCCCAGAGAGACCCCUGAACUGGAUGCCGUGGUGUCGUAG